Messenger RNA from Psilocybe cubensis, 2883 nucleotides. RefSeq lists its product as uncharacterized. NCBI's taxonomy places the organism in Eukaryota, Fungi, Basidiomycota, Agaricomycetes, Agaricales, Agrocybaceae. Gene Ontology annotation, biological process: regulation of DNA-templated transcription; double-strand break repair via homologous recombination. Bases 1 to 2883 code for a protein of 960 amino acids. The transcript has 7 exons. Gene Ontology annotation, molecular function: DNA binding; crossover junction DNA endonuclease activity; 5'-flap endonuclease activity. The record is from RefSeq and is a predicted model, not a curated record. Gene Ontology annotation, cellular component: chromatin; nucleus; Slx1-Slx4 complex.
AUGGCCUCUAUGAGGCCCGUCGGCACACGAUCCUCUCUCUUUUCUCACUCGACACCUCUUUUCUAUGCCUGUUAUCUUCUUAAAUCAGUCCAGACCCCUCAAUCAACAGCAACCUACAUAGGGAGUACACCCUCUCCUCCCCGAAGAAUCAGGCAACAUAACGGAGAACUUACCCAAGGUGCCAAAAAGACGAGAUCUAAAAGACCAUGGGUCAUGCAAAUGAUAGUGUAUGGAUUUCCUUCAAGACUAGCAGCCCUGCAAUUCGAAUGGGCAUGGCAACACCCGCACAUAUCUCGCCACCUUUGCGAUGCGAACGGACGUAUGUUUGGGAUGCGAGCCGCAAAAUUGCUCAAAAAGAACGUUACAAUUGUCCGCACCAUGAUUUCGUUGCAUCCUUUUAAUACAUGGCCACUUCAUGUCAAGAUAUUUACGAAAGAAGUCGCUGACCAAUGGGCAGCAGCUGAUGCAAGUGGAAUUUUACCAUUGCCACCAGGGUUUACUUGUUCAGUGGAGCUCGAAGGCGUCGACGGGAGAUCUGGUCUACGAGGUUCUGGGCGCAAGGGUCCUAUUAGCGUAGAUGACGCCGAAUUCACAUCUGAAAUAUUGUCCAAAAGCAGAAAAAUCAUAGACUCGGGCCGCCCAUUAACUUGUUCCAUAUGUCAUGAACCUAUCGAUGAUUUCGCAACGGAACCUACCAAGUCGGGCCUUUGUCCUUCUUCCAAUUGUGAAGCUGUCAGCCAUCUGGAAUGUCUAUCAGGCCACUUUAAAAAGGAACAGCCAGAAAUUACAACCAUGAUUCCUAGAGGUGGUCAUUGCAUAUCAUGUGCUGAAUAUACUUUGUGGGGUGAUGUCAUUCGUGGAUGCUACCGUCGGCUACCUCCCACAGAUCCAAGUGGAGAUCAUCCAGAUGUGGCCACCGACGAUAUGUUUGUUUCGGAUGACGACGAAGAGCUUGCAAAAACUCCAAACGUGAAAAAGAAAGCACAGCGUUCUUCCCGGGGAAAAGGAAGGAAAUUGUCAAAGGCAGCCAACAAGACCUCGAAUGAUUCAACAAAUGGCUCAACCAGCAGCGAAGGAGAGUCUUUUGAUUUUAAUGAUAUCUCCUCUAGCACCCAAGGUGGUAUGUCAACGCCACUGAAAAGAGGCGUUGGACGACCACGGAAAGUCGUGCACGUUUAUUCUCCACCAGUGAGGCUGAUGUCGCCUUUGACGGAAAAUAAUGCAACUCCUAUGCCAAACAACAGAAAAAAACGGAAAGGGAAAGAAAGAGCUGUAGAACCAACGUCAUCAGACAUGGAAAAUGUCUUCGGUAAUACUGCUUCAAAACCGGAUGGUUUGUCUCUGUCGCCCACGAAAAGAAGACGUGGUAGACCUCAAAUUAGCUCUCCUUCGCCAUCUUCUGUCAAUGUGUCAGAAAUAGCGUCACCCGGAACUAAAGGCAAGGCAGUGGCCUCCCCGAAAUCAAAACCUCGCGAGUUAACGGAAAAGAAAAGCAACCGAGCAUUGUCUUCUCGGAGGUCGACGUCCAGUAGCGAAGGAGAAUUUUUCGACUUUGAUAAUAUCGCUUCAAGUUCGGAAAGCGAGCCUUUGCCGGUGAAAAGAAAAGUUGGGAGGCCACCCAAGGAUCGUGAAUCUCCAAUUCAUAGGAUUCCGCCGGUAGUUUCGCCCUCUCCGAAAAUCAGGUUGCGGACUCCUAGUCCACGGAUAGGCGCCCGAGUUGAUAGCAAAGAUCGAAUCACAGGGACUUCGACCACACAUCAUAUUCCGGAAGUUAUCGACCUCACAAUACUUAGCUCGAGCGACAGUUCUUCCACCGGUAAACGGGGUCGAGGUCGACCUCCAAGAAAUCAUGAGGUUAUCAGUAUUGGUGAUACCAGUACAGAGGCUGGUUUAUCUGCAGGAAAAAAACCGGCAGGUCGAUCAGGAAAGGAGAAAGCCAGCCGUGUGAGUGGGUCGUUGGGGCCCAGCAUAAGCUCUUCCCCAGCUGCAAAGAGGGGUCCAGGUCGACCUCGAAAAAGCUCCAGCGAUUCUUCCAGCUUAGAUAGUUAUUCUUCAAUCUCCAAGGGCGCUCGCACACGACCACCUAAAAGCGCACCUCCGUCGUCAUCUAAGGCUUCGAGUUCAAAAGAUACAUUACCCUCGCCAAAAAGAUCUCGAGGCCGGCCUCGAAAACCUUCUGAUUCUGCAGCACUGCUCUCUUCGACAUCGCCUAGUUUAUCUUCAUCUUUGCAAAAAGGUGCCUUACCUCAAUCUACAUCUAAUUCCACGGAUAAGACUAAGAUGUUGCCUGUGACAGCCACAAGACCUCGAGGUCGUCCUCGACGAUCAUCUGGUUCCCCCACAGCAUCAUCAAUACUGUCGGCCGAUCCCCCUACACCCUUGACACAGGAGCAUCUAUCUAACUCAUCUGCUACUUCAGACACUGGAAACGUAUUGCCGCCUGUAAAAAGAACCCCCGGCCGACCUCGAAAAUCGUCUUCAGCGUCAUCACCUCUGGAAUCUAGUAUACCCUCUCAGCAAGAUGUCAAGCUUCGAUCUCCGUCGGUCGUCUCGGGCAGAGAUGGCGAGCCAUCUGUUGAAGGCAAAAGAACUCGUGGUCGUCCUCGAAAGUCUUCUGGAUCUUCCGCAACACCGUUAUCACUAUCUUCCAGUCCAUCUGUUUUAGCCUUCCCUAAUUCCACUAGGAAGUACCACCAAUCCUGCUUGAUCUCACCUUCACCUGCCGACAAUCCUCCCUCAUCUCGAUUGUCCCUGGCUGAUCAGGAGCUCGACCAUGAUCUUCAAAAAGCCAUAUCUCACCUUCAAAUAUCUAAGCCAUCUGAAACUUUUAAGCAUAGGAUCAUCCAGAGAGGGAGCUUAGAAAUAAUAGAACUGUCGGAUUGA